AUUUUUUUAAUAUUUUAAUUAAAAAAAAUAAAUUAAAUAAAAAAAAUAUUCAUCGAUUUCAAAAAAACUUUUUUUUUGAAAUUUUUUCUUCUAUUUUCGAAUUUUUAUUUAAAUGACAAAAUUUAAUCAUUUAAAAAGAUAAAAAAAACCAACUUAUUAAGCGCACACUAAUGGUUUAAAUUCCAUGUAUCAUAAGAGAGAAAAAAAAACUUAAAUAAAAUUUACUUUAAGAAAAUGUGGAAUAGUAGUUUUGCUAUAUAAAUUGAUUUAUGGAUUUAGUAGCUCAAUCUGAUCACAAUUUGAUAUAUGCAUUUUGAAUCGCAUAUGUAUACCGUCACAAAAGGAAAUUUUUGAUAAGAGAAAAUGUUAUUUUUGGAAUGAUUUUUUAUUUCGUCAAAGAAAAAGGAUAAACAAUUAUUCAUAAUUACACCCUAUUUAGAUAACUAACUACCUAAAUAUAUAAACAUAUACUUAUAUUUAGUAUAUUAUUAAAGUAUAUAUAAAUUAAUUUAAUAAAAAACCAAAGAAUAUCAUGGUUGAUUUACCAGCAGUAUCAUCAACAGCUCCCGCAGAAGGUGAAAGUUCAAAAUUUAGGAAAUUAAUGUCAAGCGGUAAACCUGCAGGAAUAUUAAAAUCGAAAUUUUUAACAGUUUUGGGAAAUAGCAAUGAACUGCUUAAUAGAAUUUCUAAUAAGCUUGAAGAAACUUUAGAUUUAAGUUCUGAUUCAGAUUAUUGUGAUGAUGACGAAGAAGAAGUGCCUGAGGAUGAAUCAGUUGAUAUGGCUACAAUAGACUUUGACGCAAGACGAGUUAAGGCUAGAAGAGCUCAUGAAGAAAUAAUAUCAGGACGGUAUCGUGUUCCGAACUUAAUUCCAAGAAAAACAAAUAAUAAAAUAAUUCCUAAUGGCAAAAAUCCAAAAUCAUCUUCUAGUAGUGAUACAAGUAUUAACAACUCAAGACGAAGCAGUUCAUAUAGCAAUUCAAUUGAUUCAAAAUCAUCGAUUGAUGAAAAUUUAAUUCACGGAGAAAAUAUUCAAUGCCUCACGAGAUCUCUCAACCAAGAGGACGUAGGCCCAGGGGCUAUGAAUUUAAACGAAGCUCCUUCGAUUGAUGUUGUUGCAGCUGAACCAAUAAUUCCUUCUGUUGGAGAUGAUGAAGAUUUGGAAAUGAAGUUUGCUAAAUCAGCUGCUAUUGUGAAUGUUUUUAAUCAAAAUUCACCAGUUACAGCAGAAGAAUUUCAGAGAACUCUAAAAAAAACUUCAAAUAGUAGCACAUUAACAAGUCUUAAUGAUCCCUUACCAAUGAGCGGUAGUAUGGAAUCAUCAGAUUUAAAAAAUUGGGUACGUUCUGAUUCACUUAAUUCGGAUCCAUCCUGGGCGUCUUCAAUUAGUUUAGACGGUGAAACGGAAGAAAGUUGCAAGAAAUUUAUGAAACAAUUUGUGGAAAUAUUGUUUACUAAUAGUUCAACAAUAACGGCAGAGCUUAAAUCAGAAUUUGGCAUUCAUGCGAGAACAGAAACUGGUAGACUCUGGUUUUCAAGAUAUUUAAAUGCCCAACGUGUAAAAUCAAAAAGAGUGGAUGAGACCACAUUUUACUCGUUGGUACAAUAUUUUGCGAUUAUUCUGUUUGAAUGCCAUGAAAGCGAAGAUUAUUCACCUGCUAAGAGUCUUAUGAAUAUGUGCUUUACAUUUUAUCAUGAUAUUGAAGUUCCUGGCUGUGAACCGUAUAGAGAAUAUUUGUUCACAUAUUUGCGCCAGCAGCCAAUAUGGCAUACGUUACGUUUUUGGAAUGCUGCCUUUUUUGAUGCUUUACAGUGCGAACGAGCACAUCGUCCAGUGCCUAAAAAUAGUAAAAAUAAGAGAAAACUAAAAAAUCAAGCAAAUAAAAAAAACGAUGAUGAGAAGUUUGAUAAAAAUAAUUUAAAAAACAUUGAUGAUACAAAUAAAGAAGAAAGUGAAAACGAAAGUUCAUCUGCAUCGGAACAUAAUCAAGAUGCAAUUUUGCAAAAUGAAUACAAGGAAGAUGCAAUUUUUCAACAAAACAUAACAUUUGGGCAGCUCGGAACAUUUACUUGUAAUAUGCACGCAUUCGGUUUAAGUAGAGAUUUAUCAUUGGAGUUCUUAAGAAAACAAGCAACUAUAGCCAACUUAAGUAAAGAUCAAAUAAAAUUGAUUAGAGAUAACAUAAAUCGUAUGUACCUGGAAACUGAAAAAUGGGGUGCUUAGAAUUCUAUAUAUAAGCUGCUUAAAAUUUGUUAGUAAAAUAAAUUGAAAUAAUUUUUUUAGAAGAGAAAACUAAGGUGGAAAUGCAGAAAAUAUUGUUGAAACAUUGUUAUAUUUUAUAAAAAAAAAUAAUUAUUUUAUUUAUAACCUAGUUAGAUCAUGAUUUUGCGAUACUUUAAGAAACAUUAAAAUAAGUUUUUUUUCGCAAAUUUUUAAUGCUGAUCUAAAGAAAUUUUAAUAUUAUUUAGGUAAACCAAAAUAUGAAAUAUCUAUUUUUUCUGUUUUUCAAUAUUUUAUUUAAAUAUUUCUAUAAGGUUUCCAAAAAUAUAACUUUUAUUAUAUACAUAUUCAUAGACAUAUAAUUUUUCAAUUAUCCAAUUUAGUUAGAAAAGGUUUGUAUUUAGAAGUUAAACUGUUGGAGUGUUUUACUUUUAAAUUCGCAAUUCUAAACCUAUUAUCAUACCGUAAUAAUUAUAUGAAGAUUCUAAGAAACCUACGAGUGUAUGUAACUAGUUUCUAAACAAUUUAAAGAAGAAAUAGAGAAUAAGUUUAUGAAUAUUUGGAAUUUAUUUUGAAAACGCAAAAAUUAAAAUUUUAGGAUUCGUUUUUUGUUUCUAAGCUAGGAAUUUUUGACAACUGAUUAUUAAAUUUUAUAAAAAUAAGUAUAUGUAUAUGAAUUUUAUGCAUAUGCGUGUCCAUAAAAAUUUAUUAAUAUUGAAUUUUAGAAAUAUUUUAAUUAAUUUUAAAAUAACUACAUAUUUUGGAAAAUAUUUUGUUAGUACGCCUUUAUAGGUAUUAGUUUUUAUAAAGGAAACAGAAAAAUUGCGCAUUUGGGAUUGAGAUUUAAAAAAGGUAUGUGAAAUUUUCUUUUAGCAAAAUGAGUUUGUAUAUAGAAUAGGUUUUUAAAUUUAGUUAGAUUAGUAAAUUUAAUAAUAAAAAAGAAGAAAAGAGAACUUUAUUAUUUUCGUAAUUGUUUUUGUAAAAAAGUUUAUUGUAAAUAUUAUUUAUUUAUAACAUUGCAAAGCGAUUUUUCAGGCUACGUUUUGACGUAACAUUAAGUUCUAGGUAUGCCAAAAAUAUCAUAUGCUACAAAUAUACAUAUUUCUGUAAUAGUUAAGCUUUACUAAAAUUUACUUUUACUGUAAAUAAAAAUAAGGAGUUCUUGCAUUAAAUGCUUUAAAAUUAUCAAAAAAUAUGGAAAAAAAAUAUGUAAGACAAAUGAAUAUUUGUAAAGUUUAAGUGGGUACUAUUCCCAAACUUACUUUUCGUUUGUUUUAGAAUUAUCAUGCUUCUUACAAAAUUUAAAUUAAUGAAGGUGAAGUGAAUUCAGUCCCUAGACGGCGCAACAGGUACUCGCUUAAGUCCACUUCUUUAAUUCAUUUUAAUAUGAAAAUGGUUUAAUUUAAUCCAAAAACGCUUUAUGUAUAAUACCAUUUUAUAUUUUUCGAAUAUUUAAUAAUUCAGGUUGAUAUUUUUAUUCUUUCACUUGCAAACCAGUUAAAAAUGGUAGAUUUUACAUAUUUUUUACUAAUAAAUUGCUAAAUACAGUAUAAUAUAAUUUAAAAUAAACUGCAAUUUGCAAUAAAUGAAUAACAACAUUUAGAAUGUUAUAUUUUUUUCCCCAAAUUUUUUUAACAGAAAUCAAAUUACCUACGUUCAAUAAAUAGGUUUCCUAAAAUAGUCAGAUACAUUAUAUACCUACAUCAGGAGCAUAUACAUACAAAAACAAACUACGUAUAUCAAUUUUUUUCAAAAAUGGAAUAUUGUAUAACAAAAAAUAGAAAAAAACAAAUUAAAUAAAAAUACACAUAUAAUACAAAAAUUUCAAAAUUUAAAAAAUAAACAAAAAAAAUAAACGUUUUUAAUGCUUUUAACUUCGAUUAUUAACAUGUGUAUGUACAUAUAAUAAGAAAGUUGAAAAAAUUCAAUUUUAUAUUCAUCGAAAUUAAAAAAUUUUCAAAUUCUUAAUUAAUUAUUAAUUAGUAAUUAAAAUAAUAAAAAAACAAAUUUGCUUUAAUAUUUAACAAAACUGUUAUUGUGAUAAGAUAAAUAAAAAAAAUUGUGUGAUUUUUAAGAAAAGAAACAAA
Molecule: messenger RNA, 4308 nt
Organism: Condylostylus longicornis
Lineage: Eukaryota; Metazoa; Arthropoda; Insecta; Diptera; Dolichopodidae
Exons: 8
Coding region: 533-2224 (563 amino acids)
Source: RefSeq, a predicted model, not a curated record